AUGGAGCCCAAAGAUACCGCAGAAGAGAUGGAUUUAGACUCUAAUUAUUAGAAUUAAACCGCAAAUAAUUUGAAUGAAUAAAAACUUACUCAAAAUCAAGAUUAGACUUCUAAUAAAAUAAAUGGUGAUGUGAAUUCUUAAGUAAAUGAAACUCAUAUCCGGAAUAACAACAAUUAAUAGCCCAAGAAUGAAGGGAAAGCUUUCAUUUCAGAUUCAAAUGAGAAUCUCCUCAAGUUAUAAGCUUAGAAAAUAGAAGAGACGAAAUUUAAGGCAGAAUUUGAAAGCUAAUAAUAAAAUUAGAAAAACUAAGUAUAGAGGUAGAAUAAAGAUAGCUCAAGUUCACCAAGUAGCACAAGCUCAGAAGAUGAUAAGAAGAAAAAAACUUAAAAUCAAUCUAAUUCAUCAUCUUCAUCACCAAGAUAAUAAAAUGUAGAAUCUGAAAUAAUCUAGACAUAUUCUUAAAAAAACUAAGCAUUUAAGGACAGUGAUGAGGCGAAUUUAAGAUUAUAGAGUGCUGAUUAAAAGGAGAUUUAUGGUGAGAAAUAGGAUUUUAAGCAGACAUAGGUUACAGAAAAAAAUUCUAAAUUGAUACCAGAUGAAUCUUAAAUUAAAAAAGGCACUUCUGGCCAAUCAAAUUCAAAGUAAUCUAAUGAAAAUGAGGAAGAAAAAAUUGAGAAAAAGGAGAAAUACAACGACUCAGAUUCUGAUAAGAGUGAUGAGGAUUAAGAUGAUAAUGAUGAUGAUGAUGAAAGAACCCACACCGAAUCUAGUUUUGUUGUUGAAGUUUCACCUAAAGGCAGGUUUUAAAGAUAUGGAGAGGAACUUGGAAGAGGUGCUUAUAAAAUAGUCUAUAAAGGCAUAGAUAACGAGACUGGAAGGGAAAUUGCUUGGAAUGUAAUCAAUUUCAAGAGAAUGCCUAAACAAGACAGAGUAAGGAUAAAAUCAGAGAUAGAUUUAAUUAAAAUCUUACAGCACAAAAACAUUAUACACUUCAUUUCAGCAUGGGUCAAUAAGUAAAAAGAAAAAGUUAUAUUUAUCACUGAGAUGAUUACUGGAGGUAGCUUAAGAUAAUUUGUUAAGAAAAUAAAAAGACCCAGAUUAAGGGUAAUCAAAGGUUGGUGCUCGUAAAUUCUUUAAGGACUUGUUUAUCUGCACGAGUAAAAGCCUCAUCCGAUUAUUCAUAGAGAUUUGAAAUGUGAUAAUGUCUUUAUUAACUCACAUUCUGGUGAGAUAAGAAUUGGUGAUUUAGGACUUUCAACACCAAUGUAGAAUUCUUAUACAACAUCCGUUUUAGGAACCCCAGAAUUCAUGGCUCCAGAAUUAUAUGAGGAAUGUUAUGGGACUAGUGUUGAUAUCUAUGCCUUUGGUAUGUGCAUGCUUGAGAUGAUAACUUUGGAGAGACCUUAUAAGGAAUGCUAGAAUCCAGCUUAGAUUUACAAUAAAGUCAUUCAAGGUAUUAGGCCUUAAGCACUUGAAAGAAUCGAAGAUGAGGAGAUAAAAGAAUUCAUACUUUAAUGCCUUACUAGAGCUGAUUAAAGACCAGAAGCCAAAGAUCUUUUAGAAUCAAAGUUUAUGAAAGAUUUAGAGAGUGAAAAGAAUAAUAAAGAGGUCAAAGUAAAGCCCCCAACCAAAAUAAAAGGGAUCAAAAGAAAGAAGUCACUUGAGUAUUUGAAAAUGCAAGGUAGAACUAUAUUUGAAGUAGAGGAAGAAGAUUCUGAGGAAGACAAUGAGUAAAAGAAAUCGUAGGUUAUUAAGGGUAGUGAACCUUCUACACCAGCUGUAAGUUAAAAACUAGAAAAGUAAUCUUCUGAAACUGGUACUACCAACAAGGAUAAUUAAUAAUCAUACAUAAAAACUGAAAUAUCAGAGAAAUAAACUGAGUAAUUAAAAGAAUAAAUUCCUUAAACCUAAGAAGUAAAAACCCUCGAUGAAAAAAAAGAAAAUUAUGAGAUAAUGGAAGAAGGUUAAUCAGAGUCUAUAAUUGAUAAAAAGAAAAGAAAAAGUGGUCUUAAGAAAUAAAAAUUGAAUGAGUCUGUCACAUUCUUGAAUAAGAUUGAUAAAUAGAAAUAGAAGAAAAUGCAAGAAAGAAGUAAGAUCCAGAAUUUGGGAGAUAACAAUGAACAGGACCAGAGUUAAUUUUAGUCAUAAAACAUAGAUAACGAUAAUGAUUCUGAGAAGGAAGAUGUUAAGGUCCAAGAAAACAUGCUUGAUGAGCUACUCUAAUAGGAUAGAGAACUUGAGAAAUAGAAAUUUGAGCAAGAAUAAGAGAAACUUAAAUAAUAACAAGAAUUAGAGAAACUUAAAUAAUAGUAAGAAUAAGAGAAACUUAAAUAAUUGCAAAAGCAAUAAAAAUAAUAACUCUAGUAAAUAUAGGAGUUAUAGUUGUAGCAAGAAUAAGAUGCUUAAUAACAACUAAAGCUUCAAUAAUAGACAUAGUCCUUAAUCCAAGCAAAGCAGCAAAUUAAUUAAUAGUAGCAAUAGACUCCUAUAAUAUAAAAAGAUUAGUAGCAAUAAUAAUGGUAGUAAUAACAGCAAUAUAGUUAGUCUCAACAAUAGCAGCAUCAUUAGCAUCUAUCUCAUUAACAACAGCAAUAAUAGAUAAGCUAAUAAUAGCCUUAGCAUUAAUAAAUUUAAUAGCUCCAUUCAUAAACUAAUCCUUUAGCUCAAAUUAAUCAUAAUUAACUGAGUCAAGCUCUUAAUUAAAUUCAGUAAAAGUAAGGAUAUUUAUCUGAGAAUGCUUAAGUUUAGACAUUGCCAUAAUAAUUGCUGGCCCAUCAAGAUUCUUCAAAUUAACCUAAGAAAUUGAACCAAGCUGGUAUCUCUGCAUCUAGUUAAAAUUUGGCAUUUUUAGCUACUUAAUAACAAGUCAAUCCAAUUUCAACAGUUGAGGUUAAAAAAGAGAAGAAAGAGGCUAGCACUCUUGGCAUUAGUAAGAAAUAGUUUAAGGAAGAUGCUGGAGCUUAAACUUAAUAAAAGCAAGUAGCAGGAUCAACCACUCAUACUUUAAGAUCAUAAACUAGUAUGGUUAGUGGCAAUCAAUUAAGCAAUAAAGAUGACAAUAGAGUUUCCAAUCUUUAACCCUAAGAUUUAAAGCAAAUUAAUAUUAAUAGUAAUGUAGGAUUUGUGAAUGAUGACUCAAAGAAAGUCACUCCUAAUCCCCAAUCAACUUCACAAGCAAUGGGAAUUCAAAAUGUAAAUUCUCUUUAACAAGAUAAUAAACUGAAGUAACAACAUCUUUAGUAUUAUCAUUAAAGUUCAGAUUCUCAUCUUUCAUCUAGUAAAUCUUCUUUUGCUACAAAUCAAGCUACAAAAGCAUCAUAGCAAAAACUCACUCAUGUUAAUUCCCAUAUUGUUGAAAGUACUUAAAAUCAAGAAUCACUGUUUGACAAGUAAUCGUCUAGUGAAGAUAAUUCAGAUAAAAAUCAUGAUUCUGAGGUAGAGGGAAUUUAACUACCAAGAAGCUAAAUGGAUGACAUAUCAUCAUAGAACACCAAAGGAUAUCCAAAAACUCCAUAUGGCGAUUCUCAUCCAUAAUUCGGCAGAUAGUCAACAGAAGGUCUAAAUCCUAAUCAAAUCAAGAAAGCAAGUACCAACAAAAACAUCGAUUAUAAAAAUUCUGUUACUUAGCAAGUUUAUCAGACUUUUACAACUUAACCUUAAAAUUCCCACAAAUAGCAACAAAAUGCUAAUCUUUAAUAUAAUCAUCACAAGACUUAGCCAGUAAUUCAAGAUCACGAUCGAUAGAAGCAAUAAUAAAAUACUGGUCAUCAUUAAGUUGAAUCAAAAAUUUAAUAAUAAUCAAUUGAUCAAAAAAGAAAAGAACCACAUCAGUAGAUAAGUUAGUAGUAAUUAUAAUAAAAAAUAUCACCGGGGCAAGCCAGUUAAACUACAUAAGGUCAGAGACCUGUUUAGUAAAGUUAGCAAUAUUAACAAAGUUAAUAAUCUUCUCAAUAACAAUAAGUAAGUUAACAGCCCCUAGUUUACCUUUUGCAAUCAAAAUAAUUAGAAGAAAAACCAUAUACUUUUCAAAUAACAUUCAAGGUAAGAUCAUAAGAUGGUACAUAGGAUUAAGAAGUCUUAUUCGAAUUUGAUAAUAGAUAAGAUACAGCCAAAGGUGUUGCUGAGGAGAUGGUAAGAGAACUUGAUUUACCUUAAAGUUAAAUUCUUGUUAUUGAGAAUGUGAUUCAAUCAAUUGUAUCUAAAAAGGAUUAGACUGUAUUAAACUAUUAGAUAGAAAAUAAGUAAUAGGUUAUUCCUAAAGUAGAGAUACAGUCUUUAUUGACUUAGCAAACAUUAAAGAAAGAAAGUCCGUAAAAGAUUAGCAAAGAUCAAGCCCAAAUUUAGUUCAGUAAACUAUUUGAAAGUGUCGACUCAUUUUUUUAAUAUAUGCAAGGGAGAAACAUUGCAUCAAUUAAUGAGAUAAUAGAGGCAAUGGGUGGAUAAUAAGAAGAAAUGUAGUUGAAAUCUGAAUUCUUGAAUUAAAUCCUAUCAGCAAAGAAACAAUACAAAAGGGGAAUGGAGGAAUUGAAGAAGAAAUAUGAGGCGAAAAAGAAGUAAUAGUCUAGUGCUUAGUUAAGUGAUGCUUAAAAUAUGUAGAAGUCAUCUCAAGAUUUAAAAUCACAACCAAUUAAAUAGACAAUAUCUCAUCCUAAUCCAAGUUCUUAGCAGUAAUUGUCAAGUGGAUAAUAUUCCCAAAUUCAAAACUAGUAAUCAAAUAAUAAGAAGUCUCAAAACAAUGAUUUUGAAUAUAAAAAAAUACCCUCACAAGUUUACAUAAGUUCUCAUGAUGAUGAAAGGAAGCAUGUGUCUCAAUAAAGCUAGUAAAAGCUUAGCUUUUCAAUUCCAAAUUAUGUCAGGAAAGAGUUUAAAGUUGCUCCUGAUAGAAUAUUAAUUCCACAAAAAUUGUCAUAAAAUCUAAAAAAAGUGAAAGAUGAAUAUUAAAAUACUGUUGAUGAAGAAGUUUAAAGUCUUUAGCAUAUGCUCAAUCUAAUCUAUGAGGUAUCAGUCCUCUAAAUGAAGUAGAAUAAAGACUAAGAAUCUUAAAACACCGUUCAAAAUUACUUACCUCUAAGAAUUGAUGGCAUAUUUGGAGAUAAAACAGAAUCAUAAGUAAUUAAAUUCUAGAAGCAUGUGAAGGUGGCUGAAGAUGGUGUGGUAAAUGAUGUACUCUGGGCCAAUUUAAUUACUUUUGUUGACCAUAUUGUUAAGGAAGAUUAGAAAAAGCAGGCUUAGAUUCAACAAUUAUAGUUGUAGAAGCAAUUAGAAUAGCAGUAGCAGUAGUAACAGCAAUAAUAAUAAUUGCAGUAGUAAAAAGAAGUCAAGUAAACGCAGGCAAUUACAAAUAUAAGCUCUCAAGUUUAGCUAAUUAAUCUCAAUCAAGCAUCAAAGAUAGUGAAAACAUAAUAAAACCCUUCUCUGAGUUAGUUCAGUCAACAAAAUAACAACAACAACAAUGCAUCCGUUAAGAAUUUGAAUUAAAAUGCAUUAUAAUAGGCAAUGAUUUCACCAAAAACUUAGAAGAGUAAGAAUUAGUUUAAUUAGGAAAGCGAUAAUCGUACUUUUAUCGAGCACAACUUUAAUUAGCAAAAUUAGUAUAACUAAGAUAGGAAUUAGAACUACGAUGAGUACAGAAUUUAGCAGAAUUAAGAAAAUUCUGAAAAUGAAGAUGAUCAGUGA
Messenger RNA from Stylonychia lemnae, 5676 nucleotides. The record is from the annotation of a GenBank genome assembly. NCBI's taxonomy places the organism in Eukaryota, Ciliophora, Spirotrichea, Sporadotrichida, Oxytrichidae.